GAAACUUCUGCCACCGGAGUAAGUUCCCCUCUGUCUCCGGUCUAGGGUUAGGGCUUUUCGGUUUAAUCUGUUUGUUUUCCGCCGAAUUCCAGGUUACAGUUCUCUUCUGAGAUCGUCGGUCUAGUGUUCUUCUUAAAACUUCCGUCGGCGUUCAUUUUUUAAAUUUUAAAGCAGCGUCGAUGGUUCAAACAAGUGAUUUUAGCUGUUCGGCAAGCUACGCAGGGUCUCUGAAAUUUUAGGAUAUGGAGUCGGAAGGAAAUGGGGCACAUGAUGAUUUGCCCCCUCCCCCACCAGUGCCACCAAAUGUUGUUCCGAUUCGAGCUGAACCAGAUGUACAGCAGGUCAAGAAGAAACCAAUGCGUACUCCUAUAGCAAGAAAGGGCCUUGGUUCUAAGGGGCAAAAGAUCCCUCUUCUUACUAAUCACUUUAAAGUCAAUGUGACUGGUGUUGAUGGUCACUUCUACCAUUAUAGUAUUGCGAUUGCAUAUGAAGAUGGGCGCCCUGUUGAUGGCAAGGGUGUGGGCCGUAAAGUCAUGGAGAAGGUACACGAGACUUAUGGUAGUGAGUUUGGUGGUAAGAAUUUUGCUUAUGAUGGCGAGAAAAGUCUAUUCACUGUUGGUGCUCUACCAAGCAACAAAGUUGAGUACAAUGUUGUGCUAGAGGACAUUUCAUCGAAUAGGAACAAUGGAAAUGCGAGUCCAGAUCAUUUUGAUAGUCCCAAUGAGUCUGAUAGGAAGAGAUUGAGGCGGCCAUAUCGAUCCAAAACAUAUAAAGUUCAAAUAAGUUUUGCUGCCAAAAUUCCGAUGCAGGCAAUUGGAAAUGCGCUUCGUGGUCAGGAGUCAGAAAACUCUCAAGAAGCCUUAAGGGUACUGGAUAUCAUUCUCAGGCAGCAUGCAGCCAAACAAGGAUGCCUCCUUGUUCGUCAAUCAUUCUUCCACAACGAUCCAAAAAAUUUUGCCGAUAUAGGAGGUGGUGUCCUUGGCUGCAGAGGAUUCCAUUCAAGUUUUAGAACCACUCAAGGGGGCUUGUCUCUGAAUAUUGAUGUAUCCACUACCAUGAUAAUUCAACCUGGUCCUGUGGUGGAUUUUCUAAUUGCCAACCAGAAUGUUAAAGAUCCCUAUUCUCUUGACUGGGCCAAGGCUAAACGUAUGCUCAAGAAUUUAAGGAUUACUGCAAACCCAUCGAAUCAAGAGUACAAGAUUACUGGAUUGAGUGAAAAACCUUGCAGAGAGCAGACGUUUGAACUGAAGCAAAAAGGUGGAAAGAAUGAAAAUGGUGAAGCUGAGACAAUUGAAGUAACCGUUUAUGAGUACUUUGUUAAUUAUCGCAAAAUAGAGUUGCGAUAUUCGGCAGAUCUGCCGUGUGUCAAUGUAGGGAAGCCCAAAAGGCCCACUUAUAUUCCUCUAGAGCUCUGUUCGUUGGUGUCACUGCAGCGCUACACAAAAGCUCUCUCAACUCUUCAAAGAGCUUCACUAGUUGAGAAAUCAAGGCAGAAGCCCCAAGAAAGAAUGAGCAUUUUAACCAAUGCUUUAAGAAACAGCAAAUAUGAUGCUGAGCCCAUGCUUCGUUCAUGUGGCAUCUCAAUCAAUUCUAGCUUUACUCAAGUUGAGGGUCGUGUUUUGCCAGCUCCAAGGUUGAAAUUUGGCAAUGGGGAAGAUUUUUCCCCUCGAAAUGGGCGAUGGAACUUAAACAAUAAGAAACUAGUAGAGCCAACUAAGAUUGAAAGAUGGGCUGUCGCAAAUUUCUCAGCACGGUGUGAUACUCGUAACUUGAUUAGAGAUCUGAUUAAAAUUGGACAAAUGAAAGGAAUAAACAUAGACGAACCCUUUGAUGUGUUUGAAGAAAGCCCUCAGUUUAGACGUGCCCCAGCUGUGGUGAGGGUGGAAAAAAUGUUUGACGAGAUUCAGUCUAAACUUCCUGGAGCUCCACAGUUCCUUCUCUGUUUACUUCCUGAGAGAAAAAAUUGUGAUAUCUAUGGUCCAUGGAAGCGAAAGAAUCUUGCCGAAUUUGGUAUAGUCACUCAGUGUAUGGCUCCAAUGAGGGUUAAUGAUCAGUAUCUCACAAAUCUUCUUUUAAAGAUCAAUGCUAAGCUGGGUGGACUGAAUUCAUUGCUAGCAAUUGAACGUACACCUGCAAUGCCAAUGAUAUCUAAGGCUCCCACUAUCAUUCUUGGAAUGGAUGUCUCACAUGGAUCUCCUGGGCAGUCUGAUAUACCAUCAAUUGCUGCGGUUGUCAGCUCGAGGCAGUGGCCAUUGAUUUCCCGGUAUAGGGCAUCUGUACGCACCCAAUCACCAAAAGUUGAAAUGAUUGACUCUCUAUUCAAGAAAGUCUCUGACAAUGAAGAUGAGGGCAUCAUUAGGGAGCUCCUGUUGGAUUUCUACACAAGUUCUGGGAAAAGAAAGCCAGAUCAGAUAAUCAUAUUCAGGGAUGGUGUUAGCGAAUCGCAAUUCAAUCAAGUUCUUAAUGUCGAACUUGAUCAAAUUAUCGAGGCCUGCAAGUUUCUUGAUGAAAAAUGGUCGCCGAAGUUUGUGGUGAUUGUUGCCCAGAAAAACCAUCACACAAAAUUUUUCCAACAGGGAGCUCCUGAUAAUGUUCCACCCGGCACAGUUAUAGACAGCAAAAUUUGUCAUCCUCGGAGUAAUGACUUCUAUCUAUGUGCACACGCUGGAAUGAUUGGAACCACAAGGCCAACACAUUAUCAUGUGCUACUAGAUGAAGUGGGCUUCUCUCCAGAUGACUUACAAGAGCUUGUCCAUUCUCUUUCCUAUGUGUACCAGAGGAGCACCACUGCUAUUUCUGUAGUUGCUCCAAUAUGCUAUGCUCAUUUGGCAGCCACCCAGGUGAGUUCAUUCAUCAAGUUUGAAGAGUCAUCUGAGACCUCAUCAAGCCAUGGUGGGAUGACAGCUCCUGGGCCCAUUCCCGUCCUCCAGCUGCCCAGACUGAAGGAUAAUGUUUGCAAUUCAAUGUUCUUCUGCUAAGGCUGGAUUGUCUAUUUCUCUAAUGUGCGUGGACACAGUCUGUACAGCUUUAGUUUUCGGCACAAGCCACAAGAACACUUUGUGAAACUUCCAGGUUCAGCAUAGGCCAUGUGUGAGGGGCCUUCAGUUCAGAGUGAUGUCAUAGUAGCUUGAUAUGCGUCACUCAUUUUCACUUGGAUCAUUUGUGGAUGCUAUAACCUCUUCGACUUUUUAGUUAAUGUGGCUUGUUAUGAAUCUUUUCAAUUGGUUUUGCUGCGUUACUGCUGCAAUUUGAAGUUUUAUGAUGCAAUGCCUUUUCU
Messenger RNA from Rubroshorea leprosula, 3277 nucleotides. Lineage: Eukaryota; Viridiplantae; Streptophyta; Magnoliopsida; Malvales; Dipterocarpaceae. The record is from the annotation of a GenBank genome assembly.